Cladophialophora immunda is the source of this 1468-nucleotide messenger RNA. RefSeq lists its product as uncharacterized. NCBI's taxonomy places the organism in Eukaryota, Fungi, Ascomycota, Eurotiomycetes, Chaetothyriales, Herpotrichiellaceae. The transcript has 2 exons. The coding region runs from base 280 to 1215 and encodes 311 amino acids. The record is from RefSeq and is a predicted model, not a curated record.
AGAUAUUCGCUCUCAAGGCUGGUAUACAGUCUUUAAGUACCACCAACCUCCCUUUAUAAUCGAGUUGCACUACGACGUUCAUUGCUACUUAAUCACAUUCAUCACACUCAUUUAUCACACUCGUUUAUGUUGUUGUUGUUCUUCGUACGACAACGCCACGCUCUUUCCGCCUGAUCAUUCGAUAUUCGACCUUAUAACUCUUUUUUCUUCGGCUGCAGCCGACCUUGAACCGACCUUGCGUUCCCUCAGCACUUGGUCGCACAGGAAGUUAACAACAAUAUGGUUCACUUCAACUUGGACGCAGGCCUCAUGGUCACCCUCAUGAGUGUCUUGUCACACCUCACUUCUGGGGUUACUGCCGCCGCUCUGCCGACAAGCGCAAGUUCUGCGCUUGCGCCUGGCAGUGAUACCAACACCUGGUACCAUCUGCAGUCUUUUGGGGUUAAUCAUAAAUACCACAAGACCGCGCCCAGCUUUGUUUCGUUCACUGGGAGAGACGGAUACCUCACCGAGUCCAAGGAAGAGGCUGCCAAGUUCUGGCUAUGGGGAGGACAACUUGGAGUGGGCGACCAAUUCGUGCACCUGGACUUCAGCAAUGGGUAUGCCGUGGUCAAGCUCGACGACCAUCCCAGCUCUGAAGAGUACAACUUCUUGCAGGGCGAGGACGGGUGGCUUCACGUUCAAGGAGAAGGUUUCUCUUACGGCGAGGGUAGCCAAGCAGUCUUCUGCCAGAGCGAGGAUGGAUCGGUCUUCCUUCAGGGCCAUGGAAAGCCCCCCUUCGCAUGUCAAGACAUUGGUUUGUCACCAAGACAACGUGCCGGUCCCGCCCCAAGAUCACUACCACCGCGUCAAAACAAGUCUGGCAGCCAACCUCAAUCUACUGCGAUCCCAGCCAUAGCGUCCACCGUCACCCCUCGCAGUGUCCCAGCAUGGUUCGCAACUAAGAUCGAGGCUAGACAGGCGGGUGGGCGAGGUGGUCGUGGCGGCGGCGGUGCCGGUGGUCGUGGAGGUGCUGGUGCCGGAGGCCGUGGUGGUGCUGGAGGUCGUGGUGGUGCUGGAGGUCGUGGAGGUGCCGGCAGAGGCGGCAGGGGAAGUGGUUUCAAUCCGACAGCUACUCGACCGCAAAGACCUGAUCCAUCGAGCGACAACGACGGGCCCGGCCGACUUGUGAAGCGCUCAUUCGAAUUCGACAUGGACGGCGAAAUUGUGGAGUAAAGGGGUUUUCUGGUGGCGCGAGAUCAUUUCCUUCCACGACCUUGAUGAUUCUUCUUACCUUCCGAUUCGACUUGUGGAACUGGAGAGGGCGACAUCCUGGCUUUGGCACUAUCGACUGCCCAGGCACAACAGUCUCUCUACGGCCUCUCUUACUCUUUUUGAGCAUUUCACAAAAGCUCCUACCAGAGCGGUUACAUAUGUACUUAGAGUUACUUUUAAUGUUUAGCAAUGUAAUUAAAUCUCAACAUCUCAA